CAUGUGGCUGAACCAGGACAAACUGGCUGCUCUGCUUUUGCUCUGCAGACUCAGGAAACCCCCCUUUUCUUUUUAUAAGGUGGAGAAAGUGAAAGCAGGUAGAGAGUAGGAGGGACAAGAGUUGACAGAGAGAUUUCUACCUGAGCUCGACAGGUGGAGGUAAUUAAACGCCAUCAGACGUCACACAAGAUGGACAAAUCUCCAGAAAACCCUGAGGAGGACACGGUGUCCCUGAAGAGCAAUGGAGAGAAGUCGAGCAAUGGCAGUGCGAAGCUGGGCAUGCUUCAGUCAUUUAGAACAAGCAUUCGACGGGUCGCAGAGAAGAGUCUGCUGUCGUCUGGACGCAAAGGGUCGAAGGUCACGACUGCAGACGAGUCGAGGUUACAGGUGCCUCCGUCACCCAGUCUCAGUGCUGACUCUCCAGUGAUGUCUCCUCUGAAGACCAUCGGAGGUCUUUUCCAGAGCACACAGGACAAUCAGAGCGACAUCGAUGCGCAGAAAGGCAAAAGUCUGUCGCGUUCAAAGACAGAUCCAAACAUCUCUGCGUUCGGUGACUCACUCAUAAAAAAAGGAGCAUCAAUUCGUCGAAGUCUGACAUUUAGGAAGAACAGAUCCACACGGGGGCAGCUCAUCACCGUCUCUGAGGGCUCGGCGGAGGACAGGAAGGAGGAGAGACAGGAAGAGGAGGAGGAGGAUGAGGAGGUGAGGGAGGAGAUGGAGGAGUUGUACACGCUGCCAGAAAUCCCUCACACACCGCUGUCAGUGAUGCAGAUCAAUAAGCUGAUAGAGAUGGAGGUGUUGGAGGAGGCUCACCUGAACCUGCUUGCCCUGCGGCACGAGUUCCAGCAGCAGCAGGCACGGUGUGGCGAGGAUUCACCCAUGGAGCUGGCCAAGAAGGAAAAAGACCUCAACCUCCUGUACAGCGAGCUGAGGAACAAGAUCAAUGCCAUUGUACGCGACUCCAACUCUCUUCCCUCCAGAAACAAAGGGCUGCUGGUUCCUGUGGCCCGAAUCAUCCAGGAGGAAGAGAGUAGGGUGGAGGAACCCGGUGGGCUUCAGGGUGGCUGGAUGGAGACCUGGAGGGAGGCGGUGGGCGAGGGCGUGAAGGUGAAGGUGGAGAGCAUUCACCUGGAGUGUAAGGACCAGAACGCAUCCUGGUUGGCGGUUCACCUGGGGCUGUUGGGUAAAGCCAUCGUGGAGGACUUGGAGAAGGUAAAGCGGGAGCUGCGGUGGUCAUACCCGCCCAGCUUCAGUGUCUUCAGCACCUACGUCAGGAGCUACCACAAAGUCGUCGGGCAGCACCUGAAGAAGCUGGAGCCACAGGUGACGGAGCUGAAGGACCUGCACAUUCUGCUGGACUGGAUCAUCAACCGCUACAGGAGUGAGAGGAUCAUGGGAAGCUUUUCCCUGCAGCCAGACAUGAAGGACGAGAGCGUCGCUCUGCAGCUGGAGGACGACCUCCUGAAGCAGCUCAAAGACAAGUACUGCUGCAGAGUGAAGGAGGACAUGAGGUCUUCACUGGACAGACUCAUUCAGCUGGAGAAUGAGGAGUUUUGGGCGCACAGCAGGAUUCCAGAGAAGGACGACGACGGUUUCUUCAACUCUCAGGUUCACAUGGACGUCUGGACGAAAGUGAAGGGAAACAUUGUAAACACUCGACUCAUUGAUGCUCAGCUGGAACAGGAAGUGAUCUCAUGCUGCCUCAUAGAGCUGAAAGAGUUUCCUAAAAGGUUUGAGACAGAGUUCAGGCAUCUCUGCAGCGCUGUCAGACCACAGCCUCUCUGGACACAGUAUCAUAUUACAUACAUCAACAGCUUCACUGCUUUACAGGAGCACAUGGACGUCUAUAAGGACACCAGUCCACAGGAAGUGAGAGCCUUCAGAAAAGAGGCAGAAUGUCUGAUCAUUAGACUCAUACAGGAGCUGGAGGAGCAGUUCAAAGAGGAGGUCAAGCCGUACCUGAGGAGGAUGAUGACGAGGAAGUGGCUCACCAAUGAUGAAGACUUUAAGCAGCUUUCCAGUCGGACAGAGACACUGUCUCAACACUGUGCUCUGAUGAGGCCCCCAUAUGUACAGGGGUUUGCGGAUCGUAUGCACCACCAUGUGGUGAGGGAAUAUAUCGGCCAGCUGAUGAAGAGCAACUACUCGUGCAAGAACCGGAAACACGAGAAGGCGGCGAGUAAGAUGCGUGUGCAGUGUGGACAACUCCGUGAUCUCUUUGACGACAUGAAGUCGAGCUGUGAGUGGCUUCACGCCGUAGGAGACGACCUGAGUGGCCUCAUUGGACAGAAAAACAAGGCAGAUAUAAAGAACUACCUGCAGCCUUUAGUGGAGCAUUACCCCGACUUCAGUAGGAAGCACCUGGUCGCUGUGCUGUACUUCAGAGGCCUGGUGAGAGGACGUGAACACCAGCUGAUUCUCCAACGACUCACAGAGCUGAAGAAGAAACUGGGCAGCGGCGACAGAAACCAAGUUUUAUUUGGUGACAUGCAGGUCACCAUUAACACAGACUGCUUGUCCAAUCUCUCCUGCUGCCCGACAACUAGUGCAACAUGGAGGACGAUGAGUCGCUAAGUGGAGGAAAAAUAGGUGGUUUGACACUUUUGACAAAAUUGAAGGUUGUUAUUCUCAGACACAGCCUUCUAAACUCAAACUGAACCUUUAGCACUGAACCAGGUUUCAUUCCACAGCUGCUUGUUAUCAGAGGGUUUACUGUGGACUUCUGCAAUUAUUCUCUUUACCACUGAGGGUUUGUUGGUGUUCAGGAGGUCAGGAGUGAAUUUUAAAUGUUCUGAAGCACAAGACGAAAUGAAUAAAAUUCUGUUUUAAUGUGUAGACAUGACCGUCAAGAUUGGGCAUGGUGUCAUCUUCAGACAGAAGUAUUCAGAUGAGUACAAACACCACACUGUGAGAGUACUUCAGUACAAGAAAAAGUUGCAGUGCAUUGAGAAGUGAAAGUGUGUGAUUAUCAGUUUGUAGAAAUAGUUUCAGCAGCUGUGUCCUUUAAACAGUUAAACAUGACUCCCAUGUUUUUAUAUAACUAGUUAAUACUGACGAGUCGUCUGUUCUUACGAAAGUUAAAACUGGUUCCAGAUGUUGAUUGAAGUCUGACGAAUGUAGGAAUGCCACAUGUUACCACUUACACAACUCAUUAAAUGUGUUUCUCAUUGAGAGUUUCUGGCUCUAUGAGAAACUGCAGGAUUGUUUUCUGGAAACAAAAACUUUUUUUGCAAACUGAAAUUCACUCAAAGAUUUGUGAAACUUCCCGUGAGGAUAAAGGUGAAGCUCUGAGCAGACAAACCAGUCAGAGACACCGCUCUCAUUAACACUAGUUUGUAGUUGAAUCAUACUGUUGUAGGAAAAUGUGUCCUGUGUGACGACAGCAUGUUGUCGGGCGUUAGUUUGAGUUCAAAGUGUCAGAGAAUAAAAACUGAGUGACGUGUUGUGAUGGAGGAGUCGACAGUACCAGACUGUGAAGGAAGAAUUUAUCAUGUAUAAGGAUGAAAUCUGUUUUUGUCUCCACGACGAUGAAACUUUGAAACAACCGAAGCUUGAUGUGAUUUUCUUUCAAUAUUUGCUGUUUUCAUUUUAAUCUUGUGUUUAUAAAUAGUUAAUGUGUUUGAUUGUUAAAAACGUGGAAAAAAAAUCAGGGAUUCAAAACUUUUUCUGAACUGUGACGCCAAAGUUCUCGUGAAUGCUGACAAUCUUAAGAAUUUAAAUAUGAAACACAUCUGUGUUAGAUUUCCCCCUCCAUGUAUGACAAACUCAAAUGUUUUAAACUUAUUUUAUCAUUUUUUAAUAAAACAUAAAAUAAAGUCUCAUGAAUCUCUUAUGACUCCAUCUGGCAUAGGGGCGGCUGUGGCUCAGAGGUAGAGUGGGUUGUCCACCAAUCGGAGAUCAGCGGUUCAAUCCCGGGCUCCUCCAGACUGCAUGUUGAAGUAUCCUUGAGCAAGAUACUGGACCCCAAAUUGCUGUGCUGAAACUGAGUAACUGAGUGGCACCUUGUAUGGUAGCCUCUGCCACCAGUGUAUGAAUGUGUGUGUGAAUGGGUGAACGUGACUCGUAGUGUAAAAAUAGCUUUGAGUGGUCACUAGAUGACUAGAAAGGCACUGUACAAAUGCAGGUCCAUUUACCAUCUGUGUGUUGAUAAAUUAGCCACCAACAAGUUUAUCAAUGCUGAAAACAAGCACUAAGUUUUUAAAUUAAAUGGUCAAAUGGUCAAAUCUUUCAAUGUCAAACAUCUGUAAAUCCACUUUAAAUAUUUUAGUACUCACAUUUAAAAACCGUAAUCUUCAAAAUUCAGCCCAGUAACCUGAAGAAAAUGUUGCCACUGUACAUCUCUGUAAACCGUGAACAUGUUCCAUACAUACAAGCUUUUGUGAAGUGAUGUAGUUUAUGAGCUGUGUUGUCAGGAGAGGGAAGGGACGGUGUGACACCUGAGAUAUCUGCCAAGUAGCACAUUGCGGUUCAACACCAACAAACAACAACACCGAUCAGCUUUUACCAACACAUUGCCGUAUUUCCUAUCUGGAAAGUUCCCCCAAACACAAUAAUGAUCCAAACCAUGACAAGUUUCAAUGGAUCUGCUACAAAAAUAACUACUAAUAAAUACUAAUGUAGCAUAUCUGCUAUAUAACAAUGGAUUAAUGUAAUGUAUCUGCUAUAUAACAACGUACUCAUGUAACGUAUCUGCUAUAUAACAAUGUAUUAACGUAAUGUGUCUGCUAUAUAACAACAUACUAUUGUAACGUAUCUGCUACAUAAUGUACUAACGUAAUGCAUCUGCUACAUAACAACGUACCCAUGUAACGCAUCUGCUACAUAACAACUUGCUCAUGUAACAUAUAUGCUACAUAAUAAAGUACUAAUGUAA
Molecule: messenger RNA, 4873 nt
Organism: Epinephelus lanceolatus (giant grouper)
Lineage: Eukaryota; Metazoa; Chordata; Actinopteri; Perciformes; Serranidae
Gene: exoc3l4
Product: exocyst complex component 3-like 4
Biological process (GO): exocyst localization; exocytosis
Cellular component (GO): exocyst
Molecular function (GO): SNARE binding
Source: RefSeq, a predicted model, not a curated record